GCCAACACACCCAACAAAGCAGGCCGCUCUGAAUGUGAAAGCUAAUGAAAUCAUUCUACAGCUGGGGGUUUAGCGAGACAAUGGCUCUGGGAAUCAGCUGACCUUCGUUUUCAUUGAGCUUUUAUCCAGCAUUCUCCCUUUGUCUCAAGCUUUACCUGUUUUGUAAAUAGUUUUGGCACCAUUCUGCUGAGGCGCGGUAUAAAUUCUGCCGCUCGGCCCCGGCCCCUGCACUGGCUCAAGCGGGUACUGGUAUAACUGGCUCUCAGUUUCACAAUGGCGUCAGACCAUCAGAUGCCAGCCUCUAAGCAACAGCAAGCCAGCUCCAAGAUUGUCGUCUUUGAGCAAGAGAAUUUCCAAGGUCGCUGCCAUGAACUUAACGCAGCUUGUUCCAAUUUGAAGGAGGCCGGAAUGGAGAAAGUUGGCUCCAUCCUAGUACACUCUGGACCCUGGGUUGGCUACGAACAGGCAAACUGCAAAGGGGAGCAGUUUGUGUUUGAAAAGGGCGAGUAUCCCCGCUGGGAUUCCUGGACCAACAGCCGGAGGAGCGACACCAUUGGCGCCCUGAGACCCAUCAAAGUGGACAGCCAGGAACACAAGAUCGUCCUCUAUGAAAACCCCAGCUUCACCGGCAAGAAGAUUGAGAUCAUAGAUGACGAUGUGCCCAGCUUCCAUGCUCAUGGCUACCAGGAAAAAGUGUCAUCUGUGCGCGUGCAAAGUGGCACCUGGGUUGGAUACCAGUACCCCGGUUACAGAGGCUACCAGUACCUGUUUGAAAAGGGGGACUAUAAGGACAGCUCAGAGUUUGGUGCCCAGCACCCCCAGAUUCAAUCCGUCAGGCGCAUCCGGGAUAUGCAGUGGCAUCAGCGAGGGGCCUUUCACCCCACCAACUGAAGCCCCCCACCCCCCGAGUGCCCGGAGAAGAAGGAAACCAGAACCAGUUUUAUGUGACCUGCUGCUGUUUCCCGAUGGCCUCGCUCCCCAACAUGCCACUGCGUGAUGAAUGCUG
Trachemys scripta elegans is the source of this 1006-nucleotide messenger RNA. RefSeq names its product crystallin beta B2 (gene CRYBB2). Gene Ontology annotation, molecular function: structural constituent of eye lens. Gene Ontology annotation, biological process: lens development in camera-type eye; visual perception. The coding region runs from base 274 to 891 and encodes 205 amino acids. NCBI's taxonomy places the organism in Eukaryota, Metazoa, Chordata, Testudines, Emydidae. The record is from RefSeq and is a predicted model, not a curated record. The transcript has 6 exons.